AUGAGCGAUAAGACAAAACUGCAUGUGGGAGACAGGCUAAGUUUGAAGGAAAUUUCCUUUCCAAUUUCCGGACUUUUUAUCCAAACAAAGAAUAACAAAUGUUUUGUAAUCUUAAAUUUUUUUCUGCGGAAGACGAUACGAAGAGAAAGCCAUCUUAUAUGCAAGAGACGCGAUUCGAGGACCGGAAGCGCUAACAAGCUGGUGAGUGUAUACAAAUGAAGAGGGCAAACCCAAUACAUUCCACCCCCCCUCGGCUCUGAAACUUGAAAGAGCGGUGGAUUAAUAAUAUUGCGGGAAAACUGUAACAUCUUGAAAACCGCUAUGCUAAAUAUGUCACGAAACUGUUCAAAUGAGCAGAAUAUUUCCGCUCCAAAACGCGAUUAAAAGUAGUCGUCCUGGAGUAUGGGGUAAUUUUGAUAUCAGCUGAGCCGGCUAUUGCUUUCCUUUCAGACCGUCCUUAAUCGUAUGCUAAACUUUAUAUAUGAUAACUGAUCUGAAAGACAUUGUUUUCGAUUAAAAGGUGCCUCAAGAUGGUUAGGUUAAAUACUAAUUUGUGAAGAGCUGUUCAAAGGCUUUAACGUAAUCAAUAUCGAAUAUUGUUGCAAGGUUUUUAUAACAUGAACUGUGGUGAUUUGUGUAGUGACCCAUUAAUACGCACUAGAGGGGUGAACGGUUGCCCUGCUUAUCAACUCCGGCAUCUGCAAGCUCGAAAAGCCACGCGAAAUGAAUACUAAAAGAUAAGAAAUCCGUCUGCAGACUUGCUUAGCCGCAGUCACAUCACAAUAACAUUUUCAAUGGUGUUUAUAGUCUUGAGAGUACAAAAGAAUAAUUCAUACCAGCUAAGUGACUGCUAAAUGAUUGCUAAUGAAGUAUGUCUGGCAUUCAAUCCAGCGCGGGACACCUCGGGACUGAAUACAGAAUUUAUGAAAGCCUUUUCCACCGUUUCCAGAGGUGGAAUAAUUUUUGUACUCUGACUCAAGAUUUUGUUGGCCUCAUGCGAUGGUCGAGAAAAAGCUGGCUAGGUAAGAAAGGCAUUCAAUCAAUAUAAGUUUUAAACGCAGGCUAAAAGGCCUUUUUCCAAAGUUCUAUCUAAAAUAUCCGGCUUAAAUUCUUGGCUAAAUAUUCCACUUUUAAAGAAGAUAAGCAUUUUUGAUAAAACAAACAGUGCCACAGGAAAGCACCACUUUAUAAAAGUAACUUUUAUGCUAUUAAGUUGUUACAAUAAAGUAGGCCAUCGUAAAUCCGUAGAGAGUUGAACAACCCUGAGUUUGCAACAGCUCAAUCAAACAAACCGAAUCGGAAACCGCCUUAAAAAGGUGGAGGUCAACGGGCUGGCGUAAUUACUACUGUGGGAGUUGUUGCAACAUUUCAUUUUACGUUGAUAUUUGUUUCUAUCAAAGCCUUUCUGUCAAACAGGUCUCCUCACCACUUUAAGCCAGCCAAAGAUGGUCAUAUCAGUUGGAGAGAUUUUCACUGAAGCCCGGAGCAUGUUGAGA
Porites evermanni is the source of this 1496-nucleotide messenger RNA. The record is from the annotation of a GenBank genome assembly. NCBI's taxonomy places the organism in Eukaryota, Metazoa, Cnidaria, Anthozoa, Scleractinia, Poritidae.